AUGCAGUCGCUCCAAACCUGGCUGGGAGGGGGAGCGCCCGACAAGGAGCCGCCGGCGGGGUCCAGCGUGCUCAGCGAAUGGAACAAGUAUAGCAGCGGCGGCGCCGCAACCGCUGCACCCGCCGGCACCGACCCGCUAGCUGCAGCAGAGGAGGGCACCUCAGCCAAGAGCCUGCUGUCGAGCGCAGUCAACCUGGUUAGCGGCGCGGCCAGCAGCGCGGCGGCAGCAGCGAGCGGGGCGGCCUCAAACGUCCCCAGCACCACGCAAUGGACCUACUUUGCUUUCUUCCUGGGUUCAGGUGCCCUGUUCCUGGGCAUGGCCUUCUUCCUCUUCCUGCCCAUGAUCAUCCUGGCGCCCGCCAAGUUUGCCAUGACCUUCAGCAUCGGAUCAGCGCUGGUCAGUGCAUCCCUGGGCGCGCUCAAGGGCUGGAAGACCAUGUUUGGGCACCUGGCCUCCCGCGACCGCCUGCCCUUCACCGCCGCUUAUUUUGGCUCGCUGGUGGCCACCCUCUACGCGUCCCUCAUCAUGCACUCCUACCUUCUCUCCCUCCUGUUCUGCGGGGCGCAGCUGGUCACCCUGCUUUACUACAUUGCCUCCUAUUUCCCUGGCGGCACUGCUGGGGCGCAGUCGGUGCUCGGCUUUGCGGGGCGCGCCAGCAUGUCGCUGGGCAGCAGCGCCCUUCGGGCAACCUUCAGCUCCUCGGGGCGGUGA
Chlorella variabilis is the source of this 711-nucleotide messenger RNA. RefSeq lists its product as hypothetical. The record is from RefSeq and is a predicted model, not a curated record. Gene Ontology annotation, cellular component: membrane. The transcript has 7 exons. The coding region runs from base 1 to 711 and encodes 236 amino acids. Gene Ontology annotation, biological process: vesicle-mediated transport. NCBI's taxonomy places the organism in Eukaryota, Viridiplantae, Chlorophyta, Trebouxiophyceae, Chlorellales, Chlorellaceae.